Molecule: messenger RNA, 855 nt
Organism: Peronospora belbahrii
Lineage: Eukaryota; Oomycota; Peronosporomycetes; Peronosporales; Peronosporaceae
Source: the annotation of a GenBank genome assembly
AUGGAUGAACACAAUGAGCUGUAUACGAUGGAAGAAGAGUUCGAGGACAGUGGACGCUACUACGGCAACAUGGACGAACUGGGGUCACAACAACCACUCAAGCACGUUUUGUACCCGCCACGGCUUAUGGUAGACUUUAAAAGCUUAGGCAUGGAAGCUCUGAAGCGCUACGGCAAGUUCUAUCACCUUAAGCUAAAUGAAGAAUUGGAGAAGGAAGAGCUGGCGGCUCAAGUGGCACGCCAUUUUGAUAUGUCGCUGGAGGUGGAGGAGGACGAUUCCAUCGUCGCCUUCAUGCAGCGUCUGCGCAAUGGCGAACGGACGGCAGUGAAGCGAUCAACUGUGCGUGAGAAGGAGCGUAAAUUCCAAUCAGUGGUAGAGAAAACCAAGCGAAAGUCCACUAGUCGCAAACGCCAGCGCGAUCACUCGGUAUCUGUUUCAUCGGGGCGCAACGCCAGCAAUAGCUCGACUCACAACACGAGCAAUGGCAAUGCCGGUACUUCGUUGAACCACGGUAACGGUAACAACCAUAUGAGUGGAGCAAGCAAUGGACACAACAGCCGCAAUCACGGCAACGGAGGGCGCAAGGCACCUCCAAGUAGCUUGAAACCCUCGAACGCGUCGGGCAGCAAGAAUAAGAAGACCAAGAAAGACGCAGACACGGGCGAAGAUAAUGAACUGUACUGCAUCUGCAACCUCCCUAGCUACGGUAAUAUGAUCGCCUGCGACGGCAAGACGUGUCCAAAUCCGUCGCAGUGGUACCAUCUCGAGUGCGUUGGCCUUGCCGACGGUCGCCACCCGGACACGUGGCUGUGCCCCCGAGUGCAACCCCAAGGGCUUUUCAGGUGGCUCUUCUAA